AUGCCGAAUCGAUCGUCCGCCGCUCCAUCCGGAGCUGGCAGCUCCAAAGCGACCGAACUGCCUUCGCUAUCGCCUCAGGAGUUGGCAGAGAUGCAGAGUCAAGAGAUCGAAGCGCUGACUUCCAUUCUGGGGCAUGACUUUGCACCUUCGCCCGCGCCCCGGACAGCGUGGAACUCGGCACCGGCCAGCGAUGCGCAACCUUCUUUCGAUGUUGUGCUCCGUCCCACGUCGGAGGAGCUCAAAGAGCACCUGGCCGUCGUCGUGAGGCUCAAGCUACCGCGUAGGUAUCCCCUCCUGCCACCCAUAUUUAGCGUGCUCGGUCCAGAAGAAUCGGCAGCAGAUGCGCGCACAAAGGGCAUCACCCCGGCCAGGCGAGCUGCGCUUGGCAGCGCAUUGACGCAGAAAGCCAAGCAGCUGGUGGGCGCAGAGAUGAUUUGGGAUCUCGUGGAGCUUGCAGCAGAGUGGCUCGAUGCUCAUCACGAAGUCAAAGUGGACAAGGAUCCUCUCAAGAGUCUGGACGACGAGCGAGAUCUUCGAGCCAGACGAGCCGAACAGGCCGAGCAAGCCUUGGCUUGUGCUCAGUCGGAGAAGGCAGCUUUGGCGGAGGCAGAACGCGCCAAGAAGCUCGCUGCGCUCAUCGAGGAGCAAUCCGCUCUCAGGAGCGCCGCGAUGGCCGAAGAGAUGGAGAAGCAGAGGAGCAGGCAGAUCGACGCUUCCUCGGCCAGAUCUCCCGGCUUGCUGCGAUCCGAAAGCACCUCCCACAUCCUCUCGCUGAGCUCCGAACAGCUACGGCAGCAAGGCAUCGUCUACUUUGUAGAUCCCAUCGAAAGUCCAGAGGGUGACGACCGCCCUCCGCUUCAUGCAGUCAGGCUAGGCCCUGUACUCCGCAGAGGCGCACUAGCGAACGUCUACCUUGCCGAGCCUGUUCCCGAUGACUCCAUCGUCGCAAACGGGAAGGGCAAGCAACGAGAAUGCGAUGCAGAUCAAGCGGCUGCUCCGUGGGAAAUGCACGUGUUCCGCAUAGACUCGGAGCACUACGCCCUGGUUAGUGGACGAAGACAACUUGAGGAGGUGGAGUGGGAGUUGGACAGGUUGCGUGCCGUCAGGCAUCCGGGCUUGGUCGCAGUAGCAGCGAGCGCCAUGGUCUUUUUGGAUCCGGAAACGGAUGAAGAUCGCAGCCAAGCAAAUCCCGCAACAUCUUCUUUGCGUCAAAGAAGGCUUUACGUCUUACACGACAGGUCGCCUGGGCCCAGCGCAGCGGAGCUGCUCCAGCUCGUACCAUUUGUACCCUGGAAUCGCGUUCGCUUCCUCAUGCUUUCGUUGCUCGGGGGUCUACUGACUCUCCACUCUAGCAACGUCCUUCACAGAAGCGUCAGCUUAGAGAGCAUACAGCUGGUGCGAGAUGCAUCGAAAGCGGCAGACUGUGCGAAGCUGGCAGGAGCAGGCUAUGUGGGUCGCCUAAGCGAGCUGAACACUCAGCAUCCUCUCCGGCGUAGUGAACCGCAAUUACCACUCGCCUCGGCAAAUGACCGCCUGCCAGCGACAUGGCAAGCACCCGAGAUGCGAGAAGGCGGCGACACGAAUGCGCAGCCUACCCCGGCUCAUUCUCGCAAAAAAGAUGUGUGGGACUUGGGAGUAGCCUGCGUGCGAUUGUUGCUCGGAACCAGCGCUUACGAUCGCUUUGCGAGCCCCUCGGAGGCCCUGUCUUCUGAGGAAGCGGUCCACACCGUACCUGCUCAUGCGCGAACCUGGAUAUCGAGCCUCCUGGAGCGAGCCACCAAAAGGCGACCGUACGCUGCUAAUGCUCUUGCUUCCUUGGAAGAGAUUAUCGCGUACGAGGAGACGCAUGCUCAAUCGGGUAGCGCUACGCAAGAGCCGGGCGACGGAGGCGCCGGCCAUGCUAGACAACCCGAAUCUGCGCUCAAGGUGCCGGCUGGCUUGGCUGCCAAGAGCCCAUCUUCGCCGCUGGGGCUGCACGACCUCGGCUUACCAUCGGCUGUCCCACCGACGAGACCAGGCAGCUUUUGGCAGCUCCGACACGCAGCAGCGACUCAGGCGAGUGGGGCGAUGAGCAGGUACGAGAGCGAUUUUCAAGAACUCGAGCUGCGUAAGUUGCAUUGGCAGACGGCUCGAAGGCGUCCGACCCGUUUGCUGAUGGUGUCGUGCAUCCGCAAACAGUCGGAAAGGGCGCGUAUGGAGCUGUCUUUGCUGCACAGAACCGUCUAGAUGGAAGAAAGUACGCCAUCAAGAAGAUCAAGCUGUCUAGCUCGGUCGAAAAUGAUGAGCGCACACUUCGAGAAAUCACUGCUCUGUCCCGUCUCAAUCAUUCUUAUAUUGGUGAGGCAAGGUGCCAAGCAGAUCAUUGCGAACAGGGAAGCGGUGGCUUCUGACGCAUACUGUCCUUGGUUACGCAGUGAGAUAUGUCACUUGUUGGAUCCAGGAAGAAGAUGCUCACACGACUGCAGGGAGUAGCGAAAUGAGCUCGACGAUUCCUACAACGUCAAGCUUUGCCAAGGGUUCCAGGCCGAGCAACGGCAACGCCGACGAGUCGCUGCAUCUAGGUUUCGCCGCAGAUGAUUUUUUAUCUGUCGGCCACGACGCUUUCUCCAAAGGUGGAGAGGUUCGUUUUGGAGAAGAAGAAGACAGCAGCGAAUCGAGCGAGGGGCCGUCGGAUGCAGAGUUGAGCAAUGAAGAGGAUGACAGCGAUGACGAGAGCUCGGCAGGCGGCGGAUUGCUGGCUUUGCGCUCGGUCACCCCGACCAAUUCCAUUCGGAAUGGUCGGGCGAUCAGUCAGCGUCCGAGCGCGUCCAGAGCGGCUUCGCGCAGAGCUUCGCACAAACCCGAGGCGAGUCCACCGCUUCUCAGCGCUCGACCUCGAUGGCUGUUUGUCCAAAUGGAGCUCGUCGAGAAUCAAACCUUGAGAGAGACGAUAGACAAGGGCAUGACGUUCGAAGAUGCUUGGCGGCUAUUUAGACAGAUCAUAGAGGCGCUGGUCCAUAUACGUGAGUCUGAGGGGUCCCCAUUGUUGGGCGUCCAGGCAGCUGACUUGCCAACUCGCAAACAGACUCUCUCGGCAUCAUUCAUCGGGAUUUGAAACCUUCCAACAUUCUCAUAGAGGCUUCCGGGAAUGUCAAGAUUGGAGACUUUGGUCUCGCCACCACGGCGCAGCAUGCCGGCGACGGACAGGCCCAGACUACGAAUGGAACACUAGACGCGGACAUAAGCGCAUCGACAGAGCUGACGAGCGACAUCGGAACAAACUUGUACAUCGCGUGAGUGACGAGCAGCAGCUGUAUAGCCUUUGAACGUGGACUGAUGCUCGCCAUCACUGCAGACCCGAGGUGGAGGCGAAAGGCGGCGGAGGUCGGUACGAUGCCAAAGUAGACAUGUACGCAGCUGGAAUCAUCUUCUUCGAGAUGCUGGCUGCGCAGCGAGUGUAUCAAACCGGCAUGGAGCGCGUAAGCGUCCUCCGACAACUGAGAAGAGCGGACGUCGUGUUUCCUGACGCAUGGCCAGAAGCGCAACUUGUGCCCCAGACCAAGAUCAUCAAGAUGCUUUUGACGCACGAUCCAACAAAGCGUCCUUCGCCGCUUGAGCUCCUCAAGAGUGAUCUGCUCCCCGCCAAGCUUGAGGUGAGCAUUGUGUGCUGAGCGCCACAUCGGACGGGCCGGUGCUGACAGGCAAGAGUGCAUUUCGGCAGGACGAAGUGUUGGCCGAGUGCAUGCGGCUCAUGUCGAACCCGUCUAGCGCAUACAACCAUCAGCUUCUAGAAGCUCUUUUCAACCGCGAAGAACCCAAAGAUUUGCGCUGGGCUCGAGAUUUUACUUUUGACGCCGGCACGGAAGAGAGCGCCGGGCAAGACCAUCGUCUUGUAGCCGUCUUGUGUGACCACCUGCGACAGAUAUUCCACCGUCACGGCGCCGUCGAGCUGGAUGCCCCUCUUUUGCUUCCUCCGAACGACCUGUACGAUGAUACACGCAAGCCGGUGGAAAUGCUUGAUAAGACGGGUCAGGUAGCAUGGCUGCCCUACGAUCUCAUCGUUCCUUUCGCUCGUCUCGCGGCGCGCACCCAGAACCAACGCUUCAAGCGAUACACAAUGCAUCCCGUCUACCGGCAAAACCUUCUGGCAGGCGGACAACCGCUAUCGCUUUUGGAAAUCGACUUUGACGUCGUCUCGCCCGAACGCACAUUCGCAGCAGAGGGAGAAAUGCUUGCAGUCAUCGACGACGUGCUCGAGACGACGCCGGGUCUCAAUCCGGAAGAUUGGGUCGUUCUCAUAUCGCACGGGGAUGUGUUGGAUCUUGCACUCGAGCGCGUACCUUCUAAGCAUUAUCAAAAAGCUCUACAGGCCAUCGGCGGAUUCGCUACAAAGGCUGGCACCGCAGCGGCCAGAGCAAAGCUAUUGGAUUUGCACCUUCCUCGAUCCAUCGUCGAGGAGUUGGAAUCCUUCAACGUGUCCGAUAGCAUCGCCGUUGUCCAGCCCAAGCUCGAACGCCUGGUAGCUGUGGAUCUUCGACCGCGCCUCCGUCGAGCCGUUCAGGAAAUAGAGAGCGUUAUCAAGGCUGCAGAACGCUUUGGCUCUAGGAGGCGCUUCUUGUUCACCCCGCUUUUGAUCAGCAACGGCUUCUAUCGCGGUGCUUGCCACUUCCAAGUGGUCAGGUCUUUCAAACGGCGCGAUGUUCUUGUGAGUACGUGAGCAUUGCGAUGAGGAGCGGCAAGACCUGACACUCGAUGGCCUGUCUGCCUUUAGGCCUCUGGUGGCCGCUACGACUGGCUCAUCAAGCAAUUCUCCAGCCCGAGCGGUUCACGUGCACCUCCACAUGCCGUUGGCAUCCAGCUAGCAGCAGGUCGGAUCGCCCUCGCCGUCUCUCGCUAUCACGAACAUGCUCGGACAUACGGUAAUUGGACAGCCAGGCGGUGUGGUGAGCCGUUUCUCUUUCAUCUCUGAGUAUUUGUGGACGACGCUCACCUGCCGUUCUCAACUUUUGCUCUCUUCCAGACGUAUAUGUCGCUGCAAGCUCUUCUGAUCUGGCAACGCAGCGCAUGGAGCUGUGUCAUGAGCUAUGGGCAGCGGGGAUCAGUGCGGACUUGGCGUACGAAGACAUGGUCUCCUCUUCCCCAGAAGUCCUAGCAGCGACGUGCCGGGCCGAAGGAAUUCUCUAUCUCGUGCUGGUGCGGUCCGAGCAUGCGACGACGUGCAAAGUGCGGUCAAUUCUGCACGGCGAUUUUAACGAGGUGCCUCGCGCCGAGUUGGUCGCAUGGUUGGCGGAGCAUAUUGGUCGACAGCGGGCGGGCGAGACGAAUGUCAGCAGCGCAGCUCUGACAAAUGCCGCGUCUAGCUCGAGCGCUUCUCACACGCCCAGUAGCGCCGCAUCUGUUCAGUAUUUGGCGCCUGAACGAGCUUCCAACAAUUCUCGCAAAGCGGAGCGAUCGGGCAACAACGAUAGGCGCGCUCGUCUGCAAGCACCGGCAGCUGCCAAAGCUGCUAGGUGCGUCGAAGCGAUCUCCAAAGACGCUUCGGGCGCACCCAUCAUCGCGGUGGACCUGGUCGGGCCGGCUUUCAAGAGAUUGUGCGCCGCUGCUAUGAUUGGUAAGGAUCAGCGGUUGGAGGGUAACGCGGAAGAGAGGGAGUAUGUGCGCAAUGUGCUGGAUCAGUGAGUUGAUGGCGUAUUCGAGCUGCCCGCAGCGUGCUAUCCAGUACGCGUAGACGCUGAGCGACUGUGCGUGCCAUUGAUCUGCCAAAUCAGCAUCUCACAUCUUGAUCGUUGCGUAAGUGCUGUCUGCUAAAAGCGUCGCCGCGCCGCUCUCUCAUUCCGGCUGAUGUGCGUCGUGUCUUUGCUAUCAAGUGGCUGUACUCGAUCAGAGACGAUCGCGCAGUGCUGGUGUGUCGGGAUUAGGGCAGGCCAGUGUGAAUGCCACGAUUGCAUCUGCACGUCCAUCUUGCCAUUUGAUCUUUUGGAGGUGAUGCCCGUCCAUUCAGCUUCUGAUAUCUCCAAUGCCGAAUCUUAGGCUUCGUUGGCCACUCCUGGCAUCGGUUUGAUGAUUGCUGUGCGCAGGCGUCUGUCCGAUCCCUAA
Ceraceosorus bombacis is the source of this 6075-nucleotide messenger RNA. NCBI's taxonomy places the organism in Eukaryota, Fungi, Basidiomycota, Exobasidiomycetes, Ceraceosorales, Ceraceosoraceae. The record is from the annotation of a GenBank genome assembly.